Messenger RNA from Rhodofomes roseus, 548 nucleotides. RefSeq names its product Mss4-like protein. The transcript has 4 exons. Gene Ontology annotation, molecular function: carbon-sulfur lyase activity. The record is from RefSeq and is a predicted model, not a curated record. The coding region runs from base 43 to 465 and encodes 140 amino acids. NCBI's taxonomy places the organism in Eukaryota, Fungi, Basidiomycota, Agaricomycetes, Polyporales, Fomitopsidaceae.
UCUCGUCCGAGACGGCCAAGAUAACUCUGCUUUGACUCUAUCAUGGCUGAUAUUGAAGGGAGCUGCAACUGCGGCGCGAUCAAGGUGCGCGUCAUCGGCGGGUUCGGGGAGAACGCAAAGGCAGGCAUCUGCCACUGCAAAACAUGCCAAUUGUUAUCAGGCAGCCUCUUCUCUUACCUCGGCUUCGUCUCGCGCGAGAACCUCAAGAUCCUCCAAGGCGAGCCCAAGGGGUACAAGCAACCCGCAGAGGCAGCGCGGUCCGGGAAGGAGGUUAUCAGGUACUUCUGCGGUGACUGCGGGACGCCCUUGUGGGCCGCGGCUGAGUCGGCGCCGGAGACGUACUCCAUCAAGCUUGCGAUGUUCGGGAACAGCUUGCCUCCUGCCAUGGAGAUCUUUUGGAAGCAUGCUCACGACUGGCAGAAGCCGAUAGUUCCAGCCGAGAUGGUGUUCGAGGAGUGGUACUAACGGCUGUGAGUACGGUUAUUUGAUUGGUACCUUUGGGUGUGCAAGCGAACCACUGGAAUGAAAUGCUGCUGCUGAACAGUGAA